UCUAACCCAAACAAACCCAAACAUCGAACUGAGCUCUAACCCAAACAUCGAGCUCAAACAUUCAAAGUCCGCGCGCCGUAUAGUUCGCGUAAAUGCCGAUAGAUGGCGAUUUGGCUAGUGGGAUCUCUCGUGUGCGAAGCCUCGGCUGGACGAGCAUAUAAGGCGGCGAGUAUCGCUUGGAUUUCAGAGAAUUUCCAGGAGCGACAAUGGUGUACAACAAGGUGUGCUUGUGCGGCAUGCACGAGUGGGAUCCCCGCUUCGGCCGGCAGGUGCUGGACCUCCCGCUGCCGGCAUUUGCGGGGAUUGAGGAGCCACCACCCGCACCAGCACCAUCCCCAGCAUCAGCACCAGCACCAUCACCAGCACCAGCACCAUCACCGGCACCAGCAUCGGAGGAGGGGAAAAGGUCUAUCCUCGAGGACGACCUCUUCCUCUCCGAAGAUGAUAACCCUCCCGCUCCAAAAAUGAAGCAGCCCUCAGGGGAUGUUAAAAGAAAAUCAAUUCUUAUCCCUCCCCUGAAGGCUGCUCCAUCUAGGAAGAGGGUGCGUAUUAUCGUACCCAAGGGCCCUGCUAAAGAAAACGCCGACCCUUGGGUACGCAAAAGCACAGCACCGUUGAGACCACCCACUACGGCUCAACGGUUGCUUAAAUGUAUUAAAAAUAUUAAAAAAAUUUAAAAAAAAAAUGUAAAAAAAUUUAAAAAAAUAAACGGUCGUCAAAAAAGCGACCACCCAAACAAACUGAGCCUCAAUUCUUUUUUUACCACUUUUAUUCAAAGAGAAUUUACAUUUUCGAUGGAUGAAAAGUCACACUGGGCAAAAUAGUCUUUCAACGUCGUCGUCGUUUCGGGGAUGCACUCGGUAGAGUCCGCUUGCCGUCGGAGGAGGAGCCAUGUUUUCAGCGCGCACGCGUUGUUCACCGCGCAGUGGGAAGGAUUCCAUCCGCUCUUGUGAUUGGUGCACGAGUCGGUGGCGUUCGCGGUCAAUUGACGGAGCGAUGGGCAGGCAAUGUCGUCGAGAUUGUAGACCCGGGGUAGAAUUUUCUCGAGACAUCUCUUCUUCUCGAACCCCUUCACGUACACCUUGCUGGCGUCUCGUAGUCUGCUGAAGAAGAUCUCGUGCGCCUCGUCAUAGGGCACGGUGCCGCUGUUCCAGUUGAGCCCAUGAUAGUUUUCCUCCAACCACCGAUUCUCGCUCUGGUACUUGGCCGGUAGAUAGCUCCAUCUGUGCGGCGACUCGAACAAAUAGACCGACGGCUGGGCAUCGUCUUCAAGAGCAACCAUCGCCACCUCCUUGUAGACGAACUCGUUGAAGGGUCGCUUGAAGCCCUGGAAGUCCACCACGAACUCCAUCCUCGAACUGAUGCUUGCGAGUGGAUGCUCGCCUCUUUUAUACCUCCCACCUGCGUUGCUCUUUACCCCCACGCUCAGCAGCCAAUCGUUGCUCUCUACAGUCCCACCUCAUUGCUAUCCUGGAACUUUCUGGAAGCCUCCCACCUACGGUGGCUGACCAAUCGUUGCUCGCUCCUCCCCCACCACCCAACCAGUCGCCCGGGUAUAAAUUCGGGGCCCGUCGACCGAGAUGGCACAGUUCACUCGAGCACAAUGUCAGCACAAGACUGCAGAGAUAUCGUUGCAAGCUGGGAGGAGGUGUUGCAGCUACUGAAGGAUCGAGAGCCCAACGUCAUUCAUGAAUGGAUCAAACGAUUGAAAA
This is a messenger RNA of Venturia canescens, 1712 nucleotides long. Its product is annotated as SH3 domain-containing protein C23A1.17-like. Bases 207 to 677 code for a protein of 156 amino acids. The transcript has 2 exons. Lineage: Eukaryota; Metazoa; Arthropoda; Insecta; Hymenoptera; Ichneumonidae. The record is from RefSeq and is a predicted model, not a curated record.